GCUGAGGCGACGGAGUCCGGUCCCGUCCCGUCCCGUCCCGUCCGGUCCCGUGCGCUGCCCAUGAUCCCGCCGUAGGUGUCGGGGCGGCGUUGGCUUUGGCGUUGGCGUUGGGGGGAGGCUGGUGCGGCGCGGGCCGCCCCAUCGCCAUGAAUCUCCGGGGCCUCUUCCAGGACUUUAACCCCAGCAAAUUUCUUAUCUACGCCUGCCUGCUGCUGUUUUCUGUACUACUGGCUCUCCGUCUGGACGGCAUAAUUCAGUGGAGUUACUGGGCUGUCUUUGCUCCAAUAUGGCUGUGGAAACUAAUGGUCAUUGUUGGAGCUUCAGUUGGAACUGGAGUUUGGGCACGAAACCCCCAAUAUCGAGCAGAAGGAGAAACAUGUGUGGAAUUUAAAGCUAUGUUAAUUGCAGUAGGCAUCCACUUACUACUGUUGAUGUUUGAAGUUCUCGUCUGUGACCGGAUUGAAAGAGGAAGCCAUUUCUGGCUUUUGGUCUUCAUGCCGUUGUUCUUCGUCUCUCCGGUGUCAGUUGCAGCUUGUGUGUGGGGGUUCCGACAUGACAGGUCUCUAGAGUUAGAAAUCCUGUGCUCUGUCAACAUUCUGCAGUUUAUAUUCAUUGCACUAAGACUGGACAAGAUCAUCCACUGGCCAUGGCUUGUUGUUUGUGUUCCACUUUGGAUUUUAAUGUCUUUUCUGUGCCUCGUAGUACUGUACUACAUAGUUUGGUCUGUGCUAUUUUUGCGUUCUAUGGAUGUGAUCGCCGAGCAAAGGAGGACACACAUAACGAUGGCCAUCAGCUGGAUGACAAUUGUUGUUCCACUUCUUACAUUUGAAAUACUACUUGUGCACAAAUUGGAUGGCCAUAAUGCUUUCUCAUGUAUACCUAUAUUUGUCCCACUUUGGCUUUCCUUGAUAACUUUAAUGGCUACCACUUUUGGACAGAAAGGAGGAAACCACUGGUGGUUUGGAAUUCGCAAAGACUUCUGCCAGUUCCUGCUGGAAAUUUUCCCAUUUCUUAGGGAAUAUGGAAAUAUUUCAUAUGAUCUGCAUCAUGAAGAUAACGAGGAAACUGAAGAAACACCUGUUCCGGAACCUCCAAAAAUCGCCCCUAUGUUCCGAAAAAAGACUAGGGUAGUCAUUACACAGAGUCCUGGAAAGUAUGUCAUCCCACCUCCCAAGUUAAAUAUAGAUAUGCCAGAUUAAGAACCUGAAGUUCAGGAGAAGGACAAUAUGUAGUAGGGGAAAUAUACGAGAUCUUUCUCACACUCUACCUGCCUUUCAUGCCCAUAAACUGGAACUGAAAAUGGAUAGCCCAAUGCCUUCAUCUCAUGCCUUGUUUGGAGGAUUUGAUGGACACCAGUGAAUUGAAAGUAUGAAAUAUAGAUAUUGGAAAUAUUUUCACUCAGCUUUUGGGUGCAUAAACGGUUUAGAUUGGCGCACAAAAGCUCAAACUAGCUGUGAAUUGAAUUGGUUUAGUAAAGUUCACAGAUGGCCUACGUGACUGCUUUUAAAAUACUACCCAUUCCUAUCAAAAAUAUUGCUAGGAAAUGUUAUUUUUUAUCCCCGGAUCAUCUAAACGAAUAUCUCAUAUUUUUCCUGUGUGUGUUACAGUCUGCUGCAAAUGUAAAUAUUUCUCUGCCCUACCACUUGUUUGAAAAGAUAGGUAUUAUUUCUUGUGUUCCUACUGUUCUUUAGGCAUGUUGAUAGCUGUCUUACUAUCUAAAUGGCGACCUUUCUAAUGGAGUGAAUCCAUAACUGUAUAGUAUUUAUAUAUUUUAGCAAUGUAAUAUAUUCGGUUAAAUUCCAGUUCUGUACAGUAUAAAUAUAUUGUGUUAAACUAUUUUUUUAAAAGCCUGUAUGUGGAAAUGUAUACUAUUUCAGAAAAUGUCCUUUCGAUUCUUUGAACCCAUUACUGCAUUCUUAGUGUGGCAUUUUACUCAAGAAGGGUGACCACGGUGAUCGAAAACUGCGUCGAUCUGAAAUUCAGGUCUCUGUAUACUCAGGUCUAGACCUAUCAAUAAACUGGUGACUUUUAAACUCUGGUAUAGCAGAUAACUAGUUAGCAGAAGAACAAAUCUAAUGCCAUUGGAAGUAGGCAAAUUUCCCUAGUUGAUUCCUGCCUUUCCCUAAUGAAGCAUCAGACCGUAGAGUCAUCUCACUGACUCUCUUGAAGUCCCAAGCCUAUUUCAGCUCUAGCCUCUAGAACACCUAGAGAAAUAUGCUUUAUCCAUUUGAUAUCCUCAGAUUUGAAGGUUUAUAAGAAAAAUCAGAAUUUGAGAAAAGUCUAAAACGUUCUUACCUGCCAGCAGACAGGAACCCUGAUACUUUUCUAUCAAUUAAAAUGUGUUUGUAUUGUCAGUACCAUACUGCUCCAGUGAUUAGAGGUGAGAAAAUCGAUCUCUCAUACACAUCUUUUUUUAGUUCCAAAAAAAAAAAAAGGGGGGGGGGGGGGACUGGGGUGUUGAUGGUAACUCCUCUUCAGGGUAUGACUUGAAGAUGGUGGGGUCAUAAUUUAGGUAAAAGUCUAGAUUGAACUUCAUGUAAAUUAUGUAAAUAACCGUAAUAACCUUUGCACUGGCCUGGAGCAAAUAUGUUCUGUUGGAAAAAAAAAAAGUGUAGUUCUUCCAGUUUUGUGUGUAAACAGUUUAGCUAAAUUCACUAUUUUUCCCUACCCAGCUGUUCAAUAAAUUCCCAUUUUUCAUGUGCA
Ornithorhynchus anatinus (platypus) is the source of this 2703-nucleotide messenger RNA. RefSeq names its product transmembrane protein 185A (gene TMEM185A). The transcript has 7 exons. The record is from RefSeq and is a predicted model, not a curated record. The coding region runs from base 147 to 1199 and encodes 350 amino acids. Lineage: Eukaryota; Metazoa; Chordata; Mammalia; Monotremata; Ornithorhynchidae.